UCAAAGGAUAAAUAUGGGAGGCAACAGGUUAGAUGGGACAAUCCAAGCCAACAUUUGCAAUUUGAAUGAUUUAUAUUUUUUGGCAUUGAACAAUAACAAGCUUUCAGGGAGGAUACCAAGCUGCCUGGGAAAUCUUUCUUCACUCACACAAUUAUAUCUAGGUUCCAAUCAAUUUUUUUCUAGUUUGCCACCAUCCUUAUGGUUGAAUAAUAAAAUCCAAGUUCUAGAUUUGUCUUCAAAUCAUCUCAGUGGCUCUAUAUCUCUCAAUGUCAGUUUGUUGAGUAGUAUUACAGACUUAUUUCUAUCAUCAAAUCAGUUCACUGGUGAGAUUCCAAGCACUUUAGGACAGCUACAACAUUUAGUAAAUCUUACAUUGUCAGUAAACAUGUUACAUGGUCAUAUACCUAGAUCAUUUGGUAGCUUAGCAGGCCUAGAAUACUUGGAUCUUUCACAGAAUAAUCUUUCUGGUGUGAUUCCCUUGUCUAUGGAGAAACUUCAGUAUCUUAUCUAUUUAAAUGUGUCUUUCAAUCAUCUUACCGGGAAAAUACCUGAUGGGGGACUUUUCAGAAACUUCUCUACUCAAUCUUUUAUGGGUAAUGAUGCUUUAUGUGGGUUGCAGCUUAGAGCUUGUGAAAGUCCUGAACAUGGGGAGUCAAGAAAAGUGAGAAGUUUGUUAAAGUAUGUUCUGCCAACACUUGCACUAAUACUACUUGUAGCCAUUUUUGUGAUUGUGGCAUUAAGAUUGCGAAGCAAAAACACAAAGUUCCAAGAUGGAACUAGUCUAGAGCCUCAUCAUUUCAUGCGCAAGAGGAUCUCGUACUAUGAUAUGCUCCGGGCAACAGACAACUUUGAUGAAAGUAAUUUGAUUGGCAAUGGAAGUUAUGGUUCAGUGUACAAGGCGAAAUUUGCUGAUGGAGUGAUUGCUGCUGUGAAGGUGUUUAACUUGGAUUCGCGGGGUGCAUUCAAGAGCUUUGAUUCAGAGUGCAAAGCAAUGCGUGACAUUCGCCACAGGAAUCUUGUUAAGGUCAUUGGCGUUUGCUCCAACCUAGAUGUUAAAGCCUUGGUUCUUGAAUACAUGCCAAAUGGAAACCUAGAAAGGUGGCUUUACAGCUUCAACCAUUGCCUGGAUUUUGUUAAAAGACUGGAAAUCAUGUUAGAUGUGGCAUCUGCACUAGAGUAUCUGCAUCAUAAUUAUUUGCACCCUAUAGUGCACUAUGACUUGAAGCCCAACAAUGUCCUUUUAGAUGAAGACAUGGUUGCACAUUUAGGUGACUUUGGCAUAGCCAAAAUCUUAACCCUACAUAAUCAGGCUGCACAAACAGAUACAUUAGGCACCAUUGGGUACAUGGCACCAGAGUAUGGAGCAGUCGGAAUAGUUUCUGCAAUGGGGGAUGUUUAUAGCUAUGGGAUUCUUUUAGCGGAAACUUUUACAAGAAAGAAGCCCACAGAUGAAAUGUUCUCUGGAGAUCUAACAAUGGAAAGAUGGAUUUCCGAAUCAUUUCCUAGGAACAUUAUGCAAAGAGUGGAUGGCAAUUUGGUGGUGGAGGGUGAAGAGAAUUUUGCAGUGAAGCAAAUUUGCCUUAAAUCAAUCAUGGAGUUGGUUCUUCAAUGCACACAAGACUUGCCUGAGAAUAGAAUCAACAUGAAACAAGUAGUUGAUGCACUUAAGAAGAUCAUUUCCAAGUUCCACCAACAUUAAGCACCCUGUAAAUUACCUAUUAAUAAUUAAGUUUACUUCAUUAUAAAGGUUAUAAUGGCAUAUUUUUACA
Molecule: messenger RNA, 1769 nt
Organism: Ipomoea triloba (trilobed morning glory)
Lineage: Eukaryota; Viridiplantae; Streptophyta; Magnoliopsida; Solanales; Convolvulaceae
Product: receptor kinase-like protein Xa21
Exons: 2
Coding region: 14-1699 (561 amino acids)
Biological process (GO): protein phosphorylation
Molecular function (GO): protein binding; ATP binding; protein kinase activity
Source: RefSeq, a predicted model, not a curated record